Messenger RNA from Ambispora leptoticha, 2457 nucleotides. Lineage: Eukaryota; Fungi; Glomeromycota; Glomeromycetes; Archaeosporales; Ambisporaceae. The record is from the annotation of a GenBank genome assembly.
AUGGUCAAUUCAGUUAUACUAAACGGAACUUGGACGGUCCAACAUAAAAUCGGUGAAGGCGCUUUUGGUCAGGUAUAUCAAGUUAUAAACAACAAAACUAAAAAGAAGUAUGCAGCAAAACGAGAAGCUAUUAACAGCUUUCGUUUGCAAAAGGAAGUCGAACUGCUAGAUUUGUUAAAAGAUUAUGACUUUGUCCCAAAAUGUUAUUGGCGUGGGCAACAUGACGAAUACCGGGUAUGUGUCAUGGAUUUGCUUGGACCUUCACUAAAGCAGGUUAUAGAAGUUUUUAGGACAAUCCCUUUACCAAUUGUUCGAUAUUUAGCGAUACAAAUGGUCAAUAUCAUGGAGGGUGUACAUCGUCAGGGUAUUGUCUAUAGAGAUGUAAAGCCUGAUAAUUUUCUUUUGGAGUAUGAUUUCAAACUACCCGAGUUUGAUCAAGAACAACCACCCGACAUUCAAUUAUUGUAUCAGAAUCAACACACUGUAUCAAUAGUUGAUUUCGGAUCGUCUGAUAGUUAUCGAGAUCCAAAGACAGGAAGGCACAUAACUUAUCAAAAAGACCGAUACAAAACAGGCACGCAUAGUUUUGUCAGCCUUAAAGUUCACGAUGGGCUUUCGCACACCAGACGAGAUGAUCUGGAAUCGCUAGGAUAUCUAUUCGUAUAUCUAAUAAGAGGAAAGCUACCAUGGACCGGAAUUAAAGGACGCAAUGCACAAGAAGUAUGGGAUGCCGUGUCUGAAAUGAAGGCGGACUUUCCACUGGAGAGAUUAUGUGCAGAACUUCCAAAAGGCUAUUUCGAUUUCAUUAAAUAUACUAGAUCUUUGUACUUUUCCCAAGAUCCAGAUUAUGAUUAUCUACGUAAACUGCUUGAAGACACACUGCCUGAAUCGGAAAUGAAUAGUCCUCAAAUUUCAAACUUUGGAAAUUCCACAAGAGUACACGUAGACCCGAAUUCUUGUCAAGUUGUUGGGCAAAAUCAGAGGCAGCAUCAACGACAAGAUUCUGAAGCAAAUCGAACAAUUGCACAUUUUUCACAAAAUGCAUUAUCACAAAGACAAAGUUUUGAAUUGAAUAAUGAAGUUUAUACAAAAUUGGACGGCCGAUCAAACUUAAUUAUACAAAAUUCACUUGAUCAACUUUUACAUAUGAAACGAAAUUCCAAUCAAUCGUCACCCAAUAAUUCUAAUCAAUCGACACGUAAUAAUAGCUAUGACAGCUACAAAACUUUGUCGCCACCUCUCACCAAUCAUCAAUCAGCACAAUACUAUAACAACGACACAUCGGACUCGAAUCAUCGACCAACUUACUCACCACCACAACUCCAAAGGAACACUAAAAUAAAAAGUAAUAAUACACAAACUUUUUAUAUCAAUGAUCGAGCACCAAACAUAAAAGGACCAAUGUCCCCUCCAGCAUCAAGAAACACUACGCCUACGAAUAACCAGAUACACCAGCAGCCGUACAAUGAUAACCAGCACAAUAACUACAACAGUUUCUACACCAAAGAUUCGAAUCGUAAUUCUAAUUUUCAAGAUUCUAAUCGUGAUAACAAAUCAUGGUGUCUUAGAGAAUCACGAUAUACUCAAAUGGGACGGAAUUCAUUACGUUCAGAUAAUAAUCGUUCAGGUAAUGUUCGUGUGUAUUAUAACAAAGAUAUUUCAUUAAACCAAGAGAAGAAUUCAUAUAGACAAGAAAAUCAAAAGGAUGUAUCAAGCGGAUAUAUAUACUCUUCUCAAAUUAGAGAUAAUGGAUUUGAUGUGUCACGAGGAAGCAGUCCUAAUCAAUAUUCGCAAGAAAAACCUCGAAGGAAUGGAUACGAAAUAGAGAAAUCUAGCAAGUCAAUAUUCAAGACUAACAAUGAUUGUGCACCACAUCAAGGUUCCAUAUUAGAACAGGAAUCAAGACAAUAUUUAUGCACCUCGACAUAUGACAAAUUCUCACAGACGACACCCGCUUUCAUCUCAGAAGAUCCUCCAUUAAUCACAGUUGAAAAAGUUGAACAGCUGUUGGAAGAAAAACGAAACCUUGUCUUAACAAUCAAACGAUUAGAAACACAACACAAAAACCUUGAAUCAGAGUUAGACGGACUGGUUAUUCGAAAACAGCAAACUGAAAAUGAUAGGAGACAACUCAGAGCCCAAAUCGAUUCUAUAAGCAUGGAGAAUAAAAAUGAGCAGCAUCUACGACAAAAAUCACAAAAAAGAAACAUUAAUCUUGGUAUGAAUGCCCAUGAUCUCAAAUUGACUUUAGAAAGGUUGCAGAUACAAUUCGAGGAAGCUCAAGAGGAAAAUAAGAACAUAAAUACGAAAUGUCGGGUCUGCUCGGUGGAGACUAUCACUCAUGCUAUUCUUCCCUGCUAUCAUUUUGUUAUGUGCGAGAAAUGUGCCCAGGCAGCCAAAAAAUGUUGUGUAUGCGAAAAACAAAAAGAGGGUAUUGCUCGCUUCUAUUAUGGAUGA